GUGUGGGAACACUUGAUGGCAGCUUGGUGAUCAGGAAGGGUCAAUGCCAGCUGGUGACAGCCCACAGGCAGCUAUUGUGUGAUCUGCCCAGGAUGUACAGCUGGUUCUGUGUGUGCUUGGUGCUGUCCGCCUUGUGCCCCUUCGGCUUCUCCGGGCACUUUCUGGAAUGCUUCACCGCCUUGGUCCGCACGGAGUACACGGAGCCUCUGACCAACAGCACUGUGCACGGCUCCACCGAGAGUGGCCGCUAUGGGGACAGCUCCCCCAAGGAGAGCGUACAGGGUCUGGUGGGCUUCCCUCGGGAUCCCAGACAUCUGGAGGGCUGCCACCCCGACACACAUUACGUAGUGCCUGGCAUGAGCCCCCGGGCGAUGGACGAGGGAGAGCCCUGGAUAGCAUUGGUAGCCCGGGGAGGCUGCACCUUCAAGGACAAAGUGGUGAACGCUGCCCGCAGGAAGGCAUCGGCAGUGGUUAUCUACAAUGAUGCCAAGAGUGGCAAUGACACCGUACCCAUGGCCCACCUAGGAACUGGCAAUACAGUUGUAAUAAUGGUUGGGUAUCCUAAAGGCAUGGAUAUCAUGGAAGUCUUAAGAAGACAAAUCCCAGUGAAGAUGAUGAUUACUGUAGGCACUCGCCAUGUCCAGGAAUAUAUUAGUGGUCAGUCGGUAGUAUUUGUGGCUAUUGCCUUCAUCACCAUGAUGAUCAUUUCCUUGGCGUGGCUCAUUUUCUACUACAUACAGCGUUUUCUGUAUACAGGAGCUCAGUAUGGAAAUCAGGGCAACCGCAAAGAAACCAAAAAAGCAAUCAGCCAGCUUCAGCUUCACAAGGUGAAAAGAGGCGAAAAGGGAGUAGAUAUUGAGGCAGAAAACUGUGCAGUAUGUAUAGAAAACUACAAACCCAAAGAUGUUGUGCGCAUUCUUCCAUGCAAGCAUAUUUUCCAUCGGAUGUGUAUAGACCCGUGGCUGCUUGAACACAGAACAUGUCCAAUGUGUAAACUGGAUGUUAUUAAAGCACUCGGAUAUUGGGUGGAGCCUGAAGAACCGCUGGAAAUGCCUGUCCCUUAUUCCAUUGCUGGCAGCAGCCUUUCUGUGGGGACUUUAAGUUUUGCCCAUGAGGACAACCGAAGUGACAUGAACAACCUGACUACUUCUUCAACAGUGGACACUCUACAGCAGUGUAGUAGUAUCAAGGAGGACGCAGGGGAGACUACGGCGUUGCUUGAUGAUCUUGGCAGUGAGGAUACAGGGGAACAGAUACAGAAUUCUGGAAACUCUUCUUCUCACUAGCCUUCCUCACCUAGGACCUUUCAAGACUGUGCUAGAACUUGUUUCUAAUUUUACGGGUUUAAACAAGCCAUGAACUGACAAUUGGUUGAAUGAGAGGAGGAUGGCAGGCCUACAACCUUCUGAUACAUACCCCUUUUGUGUUCUUAAUAUUCAAACCCCCUUUUCCUAAAGAAAUGCAUAUGGCACUUGUUACAUGUUCUUUUAAGGUCAAAUGACACAUUAAUAUGCAGAUCAGGCUCUGAUC
Molecule: messenger RNA, 1530 nt
Organism: Nanorana parkeri
Lineage: Eukaryota; Metazoa; Chordata; Amphibia; Anura; Dicroglossidae
Gene: RNF149
Product: ring finger protein 149
Exons: 7
Coding region: 93-1286 (397 amino acids)
Source: RefSeq, a predicted model, not a curated record